This is a messenger RNA of Balaenoptera acutorostrata (minke whale), 3787 nucleotides long. It is a transcript of the gene MKRN3, whose product is annotated as makorin ring finger protein 3. The coding region runs from base 90 to 1241 and encodes 383 amino acids. Gene Ontology annotation, molecular function: ubiquitin protein ligase activity; metal ion binding. Lineage: Eukaryota; Metazoa; Chordata; Mammalia; Artiodactyla; Balaenopteridae. The record is from RefSeq and is a predicted model, not a curated record. Gene Ontology annotation, biological process: protein polyubiquitination. The transcript is spliced from 2 exons.
ACGAGCUGGCUCCUGGCCUCCGGGCCUCAAGCCCGAAAGGAAGAGACACCAGGGAAGUUCCGGCACCAUUUCGGGGAGAAGAAGCUGCCAUGGAAGAGCCUGCAGCUCCCACAGAACCCUCCGAGGCAGCUGGGGCCUCUGGGGGUGCUGAGGCAGCGGGGGAGGGCGCCCCCCGGCCCAGCGUCCCGGUGCGCCCAGCCUCCCGGUGGUCUUCGGCUCCAGGCCCGGCCCCCUUCCGCCCGUCACGUCUGAGGCCCGCCCAGGCCUCAUGGGGAGGGGCUACGCCCAGAUGGCUGCAAGGCCGGAGCAGCGGCAGCUGGACAAAGCAAGUCGUCUGCAGGUAUUAUCUGCAUGGGCUGUGCAAGGAGGGGGAGAACUGCCGAUACUCCCACGACCUCUCGGGCCGGCAGGUGGCCAGCGAAGGCCACGGCUUGUUGCCCCAGGCCUCUGCAGACAGCGGCCCCAGCACGGCUGCGCACAUGGAGCCCCUGCCUCAGGAAGUGGCGGAAGCCCCCCCUGCUGCGUCCUCACGCUCCUUGCCUCUGAUUGGCUCGGCUGCUGAAAGGGGUUUCUUUGAAGCUAAGACAGACAAUGCAGGCCUUGAAGCUGCCGGAGGAGCAGGUGCAGAAGGCUGGGAGGGUGCCGUUGAGUUUGUUCCCGGGCAACCCUAUCGGGGCCGCAUGGCCCCUUCUGUCUCCGAGGCUCCUCUGCAGAGCUCGGUGACUGAGAGGGAGCAGAUUGCCUUGGGCAUGGGGAAGCAGCUUUGCCGCGAUGCUAUCGUGGGGCAGUGCUUUCGUGGGCAGAGUUGUAUCUAUCUCCACGGAGAUAUAUGUGAUAUGUGUGGGCUGCAGGUCUUGCACCCUGUGGACGGUGCCCAGAGGGCAGACCAUGUAAAGGCCUGCAUUGAAGCACACGAGAAGAAUAUGGAGCUCUCGUUUGCUGUGCAGCGCAGUGCGGACAAAGUGUGUGGCAUCUGCAUGGAGGUUGUCUAUGAGAAAGCCAACUUGAAUGAUUGCCGCUUUGGCAUUCUCUCCAGCUGCAACCACACCUACUGUCUUAAGUGUAUCCGCAGGUGGAGGAGUGCCAGACAGUUUGGGAGCAGGGUCGUCAAGUCCUGCCCGCAGUGCAGGGUCAUCUCCACCUUUGUCAUUCCCAGUGAAUUCUGGGUGGAGGAGGAGGAAGAGAAGCAGAAACUUAUUCAGCAGUACUUGGAGGCAAUGAGCCACAAGACCUGCAGGUAAUUUGGUCAUGAGGGUGAAGCCCUUGAGAAUGGGAUUAGUGCCUUAAUAAGAAGAGACAUAAGAGAGAUGGUUACUCUCUCACCACAACAUGAAGAUACAGCUAGAACGUGGCCGUCUGCAAACCAGGAAAAGAGCCUCACCAAGAACCCAACCAUGCUGGUACCUCGACUUCAACCUCCAGAACUGUGAGAAAUAAAGGCUUGUUGUUUAAGCCACCCAGUCCGUGGUAUUCUGCUAUAGUAGCCUCUACUGAGAAAGACAGAAAUGGGGGGGGUAGUGAGAGGUGGGUGCUUCUGUAACAAAUACCUAAAAAUGUGGAAGUGGUUUUGGAACUGGUAAUAGGUAGAGGUUGGAAGAGUCUUGAGGUGCCUGCUAGAAAAAUUGAUAUUGCUGUGGAGGCUUUUAAAAGUAACUGGUGAGGGCUCAGAAAGGAAGGCAGAGAUACACAGGGAAUACACACAAAAAAUCAUAUACAGAAUAUUGGUAGAAAUAAGGAUGGUAAUAGCCAUUCUGAUGAGAUCUCAGGCAGAAAUAAGGAAUAUGUUAUUGGACAACAGAAAAUGUAGCCCUUGUUAUAAAGUGGCAAAUAAAACUUGUGAGCAGUGAAAUGGACAUUUAGCCAAAGAUAUUUGUUACCAAAGUGUUGAAGGAGUAGCUUGGUUCCUCCUGACUGUUUAUAGUAAAAUAUGAGCGGAGACAAAUGAAGACAGCAUUGAUAGGGAAAAGGGAAACAAUAUACAGAUUUUGGAAAGUCUCAGCCUGUUCAUAUUACAAAAAACAAGGAAGCGCCUUCAGAAGAGCAAACUUGGGGUGUGGCAAACCAACCAGUUGAUGAGAUUUAGUGUAGGUGUGAACCGCCGGCCUAACCUGCCACCCCAGUAGGAACAAUGCCAGUUUGAACCUAAGGGGGCAGAGAUGAGACAGAAUGAAGGCUGUCAGACUUCCUGGAUUUGACAGGCAGGACCAUAAGAGCUGUUUGGCUCUGAACAUGCUCUGUUCUUCAAGACAGGGGAAGAUGACCCCAAAGCCUAUUCAGAAAUCAGGACCACCUCCUCUAUUUCAACAGGCCCAAACAGACUAAGACAAGUAAAAAUAGAUAAUAUAUAGCUUAAAUAAAUAAGCACAUACAUGCAUACAUACGUAGGUAAGUCUGUGAAAGUUCAUAUGAAGGAAAAAAAAAAACAGUACAACUUGAAUAUUUUAGAAUUGAAAUAUAAGUAACCAUUGAACCCUACCAGAUCCUAAAACAUAGUAUCAUAUGCCAGCUGUGUGAAAAGUGAGGUAUUGGCACUUUAAUUGUGAAAUCAAAGAUGUAUAUUAAAAAGGUCCAGAAAUGGACAGACACAUAUAGGAACUGAAUUUAUGAAAAAAUAUUAAAACAAAAAUAACUUGAAUUAUUAAAUAAAAAUUGUUGGAUUAAGCUCUGGAGUCACCUUGAAAACUAAUGCAUGGGCUCCAAAUAUCAUACUUUACAUACAGUGUAAAUUCUACUUACAUCAAAGUUUCAAAUGUAAAUAUGAAACCAAAAAUAUACAGAAACGACAUAGGAUUUUUUUUUUUUCUUUUAAAGUCCUAGAGUCAAAAAUGCCUUUCUAUGACAUGACUGACAGAAGUCUUAAAGGAAAUUUUGACAAUAACUUUAGCACCUGUGCAGAGCUUACUAUGUUCCAGUUUCGUUUCUAAGAUACAUUAUCUCAUUUAAUCCUUCCAGCCAUCCUAAGAUUAGUCAUAGUGUUAUCCCCUUGUAGGGAGGUUAAGAGAUAUGCCCAUGGUGAAGUGAUUCCAAGGCCCAUCCUCUCACCACUGCACUGCCUCACAAAUGUGACCACCUUGAAAUGAGCCUAACAAAUUUCACAUGAGCUAGACCAGAAGGAAAUCAUAAAACAGGGUAGAUGCUUAUUUCCAUACAUUGUAAAGUGAUCUAAUAAAACAAAAGACAAUAUAAUGAAGAAAUUAAUAAAAGUAUGAUGAGACCUUGCGUAGAAAACAAACUGCAAAUAGAUUUAAAGAUAGAAAAAGUUGUCAAACAUCACCAAUAAUAAUGUUUAUUAGAACUUCAUGGAGUUUCAGUUUUCUCCUUUCAAUUUAUCAAAUACCCAGACAUUUGAAAGCACACUCUGGUGACAGUUGGGGAAAUAGUUACCUUCAUAUAUUGCUUGUAGGGGUGUAAUUGGUACACUUUCCAUAGAGGAAAACUUGAUACUAUCAAAUCAUAAAUUUACAUAUACAUACUUCUUGACCAGUCAUUCUAUUUAUUUAAAUGUGACUUACAUGUAUAUUCUACAUGUAUGGAAUAUUUCAAAUACCAGGAUGUUAAUUGCAGCCUUUGUUAUAACAGUAUAAGAUUGGAAAUGCCUAAAAAAUCCAACAGUAGGCAACUGGUUAAAAAAUAGCAGAGACAAACAGUGGAAUAUUAUGAAGUCACAUUUAAAAAGUGAACAAACAAAAAAGCAGAAGGAAAUUUCCAUGGGCAGACCUGUAAAUGUAUAGUGGUAAGCAGGAAUUAAAUGUGCAGAAGUUUAUGAAAUUAUAUCAUUUGUAUAUAA